UUGUUUUCUACUCUUGGUGACUCAGUGUCACAGCCUUUGGAACUAGGAGCACAGACUGUGGGACUUGGGGCGCGGACUGCAGGACUAGGAGACACUCGGCCUCUGUUCUGCCUCUUCACCCGAAAGCCACCCGUGUACACCUGUGUCAUCAUGGAGCAUCCCUGUGGCCUCCUAACCCACCAAAAGGAGCCAGUGCCACUGAAGAGCAUCUCUGUGACCUUGUCCAUCUCUGAGUUUGUGGCUGGUGUGUCUGCUACCUUAAACUAUGAGAAUGAGGAGAAAGUUCCUUUGGAGGUCUUCUUUGUUUUCCCCAUGGAUGACGACUCCGCUGUCUACAGCUUUGAGGCCAUGGUGGAUGGGAAGAAAAUUGUGGCAGAAUUACAGGAGAAGAAUGAGGCCCGCACCAACUAUGAGGAUGCCGUCAGCCAGGGCCACCAAGCCUUCCUGUUGGAGGAGGACGACAGCUCCAGGGACGUCUUCUGCUGUAAUUUGGGGAACCUGCCCCCCGGGUCGAAGGCGACCCUGGCCCUGAAGUACGUUCAGGAGCUGCCGCUGGACGCGGACGGGGCCCUGCGCUACGUGCUCCCCGCUGUGCUGAACCCCCGGUACCGGUACCUGCUCUCCGGGGGCGCUGCGGACAGUGGCCUGACCGGGAAGACGCCCAUGGCUCCCGGGGAGCACCUGCCCUACACACUCAGCUUGGAGGCCACCAUCACUUCCCAGCUCGGCAUCGACAGGGUCCAGUGCAACUGCCCCUUGAGUGCCACCGAGUACCUGGGAGAUAGGACUUCUGCUCAGGUGUCCUUGGCUGAGGGACACAAGUUUGACCGGGACGUGGAGCUCCUGAUUCACUACCGCGAGGUGCACGCCCCCAGCGUAGCUGUGGAGCUGGGCAAGCCUGCGGCGAAGCCCGAUUGUUUGAUGGGAGAUCCAUCUGCCAUGGUGAGUUUCUACCCAAAUAUCCCAGAAGACCAGUCACCAAUUACAUGUGGAGAAUUUGUCUUCCUCAUGGACUGUUCAGGAAGUAUGGGGUGUCCCAUGAGUAACCAGGAUAAAUCUCAGCUGCGCAUAGAGGCAGCCAAGGAAACGCUGAUUUGGCUGCUGAAGAGUUUGCCUAUAGGCUGUUACUUCAACAUCUAUGGAUUUGGAUCUUCCUAUGAGGCCUUCUUUCAGAACAGUGUGAAGUACACUCAGGACACCAUGGAGGAGGCACUGAGGAGGGUCAAGCUGAUGCAGGCUGACCUCGGGGGCACCGAAAUCCUGGCUCCACUCAAGAACAUUUACAGUGCAGCUUCCAUCCCAGGACACCCUCUCCAGCUUUUUGUCUUCACAGAUGGAGAAGUUGACGACACAUUCAGUGUCAUUAGUGAAGUGAAGAGCAACAGACUGAGGCACAGGUAGGAGAUGAUGUGUUUUCUGGGCGACUGGCCCAGGUAGUGCCCAUGUAACCUAGUGCCGCGUGACAGCAGCGUUGACAGCCCUCUGGGGACAGAAUCAUUCAAGACUUUUAGUUUUACCUGCUG
Molecule: messenger RNA, 1523 nt
Organism: Molossus molossus (Pallas's mastiff bat)
Lineage: Eukaryota; Metazoa; Chordata; Mammalia; Chiroptera; Molossidae
Product: von Willebrand factor A domain-containing protein 5A-like
Exons: 11
Coding region: 151-1401 (416 amino acids)
Source: RefSeq, a predicted model, not a curated record